GAAAGGACAUUAAGCCUACUCCUUCUCGAGUUUUCCUUCUAUCAGGCGCGGGGAGACAAUUCUCUCUCUCUCUCUCUCCUUCUCUUUCACUUUUUUCUCACUCUCUUUCUCUUGCCGUUUACAGUUACUCAACUUUUAUUCGGUUUUACCUAGUAGUCUCCGCAAUGAGCAGACUCUCAUUUCAAAAGCGUGGGGAGCGUAUAAUGGAUGUAGCAUCUACCAGCAUUAAGACAUCAUAGCGCGCAAAGGUCACCAUGACAUGUUUUCCUCGAACAAAACUGCGCUUAUAAAACGUUCGAGGCAAACAGCUGAGACGCACUUUCACCUGGAGCGACGACAAGGACGAGCGUCUAGACGCAGUGCAUCGCCAUCGCAAAGACUGGUAGGACUGGUUGGAAACAAACAGCGCGUGACGGACGGAAGGCGAGCGGAACGCUCGUGCGUCUCGCCUUCUCGCUUCUGUACACAAGACCGCUGGAAGCAGCAAGCGAGAAACCGCCAGUGGUCGUGUGCGUUCAAGGAAGGAAGGACCAACAAUGGGAACCUUAGUUGUGGCACUCUGUGCUCUGCUGGCGACGCAAAUCUUCGCCAGAGUCGACGGUGCGAAAUGCAUCAUGCGCGGGGCAUGUGACCAGGACGGCAUCAGGGGAUCCUGUGCGUACGAUGGCGAACCUCAAGUCAUCGACAAACCGGAAGCCCGGGCGCUCCUGGAGGGCAUCUGCGGCGACGUCUUCGCCAACAGCAGUCAGCCUUUCUGCUGCGAUGCUGAUCAGCUAGACGACUUCCACGAGAACUUCGAGUCUGCCAGAGUCCUGGGACUUGACAACUGUCCCGCGUGCAGCGUCAACUUCAGAGCGCUCCUCUGCAGCAUGUCUUGCUCGCCCAGGCAGUCCGACUUCCUGCGACUGAUCAAGACGGCUGUGAACGAAGAAGAUAAGACCACCCACGUCGCCGAGGUCGAGUACUACUUGACGCCGAGUUUCGCCAACGGACUGUUCGACUCGUGUGUGGACACCAGGAGCAGGAUUUCGUCUAUCCCGCUGCUCAACCUCAUGUGCGGGAAGUGGGCUCAAAACUGUACGGCAGAGCGCUGGUUGGGCUUUUUGGGCUCCACACCAUCGAGAGGCGGACUUUCGCCGUUCGACAUCAACUUCGUACAACUGACGCAGCCCCGGGUUGUCGACGGUACCACCUACUUACCGCUGCCACUGGAGCCACAAAAGUGCAAUGAAUCGAGAGGACGUGUGUCGGCGUGCUCCUGCGAACACUGCAAGGCUGCUUGCUAAUGAGCCCCGCUGAGUGGCGCUCAGAAGGUCUUCGCGUUGUCGGUUGUUUAUGUGCUUUGCGAUGAAAGGGCGGAGACUGGUGGCCUCGCUUUUUCCCGUACGUGCGCGGCGUUUGUUCUUUCCUCGUAGCGUUUGCUGCUGUUAAAAAUAAAACGUCUACGGACAAAUGCAAA
Messenger RNA from Ixodes scapularis (black-legged tick), 1459 nucleotides. RefSeq names its product NPC intracellular cholesterol transporter 1. Lineage: Eukaryota; Metazoa; Arthropoda; Arachnida; Ixodida; Ixodidae. The record is from RefSeq and is a predicted model, not a curated record. Bases 537 to 1286 code for a protein of 249 amino acids. The transcript has a single exon.